Molecule: messenger RNA, 702 nt
Organism: Striga hermonthica
Lineage: Eukaryota; Viridiplantae; Streptophyta; Magnoliopsida; Lamiales; Orobanchaceae
Source: the annotation of a GenBank genome assembly
AUGCUUCUGCAGACCAUCACACCCGCUCUCCCGUCGCCGUUGAAUUUCCGUCGUGGAAAGCCGUCGCUCAAAACUGUCUUCUUGCCUCCUCUCCCCACAAAAUUCUAUCUGCGGCCUAAAUCAUCCUCCAUCUCUGCUCAUCCCCGUAAUACAAGUGUGAAUGCGACUCUGCUCCAGACUCCGGUGGUCUUGUGGGCCGGCCGCCUCUGCGUCUUUUAUGCUCUUCUCAAAGCUGGCCUCGCUGGAUCUCCCACUAAUCCGCUUGUUUCAGAUUUGGAAAGUGGAGCUGAUGAUUUAGGGUUCGCUAAGUGGUUUGAUAAGUUGAGCAAACCAGAAAAGGAGGCAGUUGAGAGAAGAAAGUUGGUCAGCAAAUGGCACCCCACAACAAAGGGUACCCUUAGGCGCAACUACAGGGUUCCCUCUAAAUCCGAAGGGAAGCGUCUGCUUAAAGCCAUUGCAUCUGUAUUGUCAGAUGAUGACCAGUUUAGAGAUGCCACAUCACACAAGGGCUGUCAGAUUCGGAGAGAAAGUGCUCAUGGGGAAAGUGUUUGCUGUAACAACGUGCGUGCUUUGUUCGAUGAGCUCCCGACACCACAUUUGAUUGUGGAAAUUACUCCUUUUCCAGCUGGCCCUCUUACGGAAAACGAUUAUUCCAGGGCCGAGAGACUAGAAAGGGUGCUUAGAUUGGGCCCUUCUGUUUGA